Molecule: messenger RNA, 2163 nt
Organism: Aphis gossypii (cotton aphid)
Lineage: Eukaryota; Metazoa; Arthropoda; Insecta; Hemiptera; Aphididae
Product: hydroxymethylglutaryl-CoA synthase 2
Exons: 2
Coding region: 195-1538 (447 amino acids)
Biological process (GO): acetyl-CoA metabolic process
Molecular function (GO): hydroxymethylglutaryl-CoA synthase activity
Source: RefSeq, a predicted model, not a curated record
AGAAUUUAUUAUUGUAUACUGUCUUCUUCUACUCGUGAUUCAUUUUUUCGUGCACUUAACAUCUAAAGUUCAAACCGUGAACACAUCUUAUUUUCUUUAGUGAGUUUUCAAUUCCUCAACAGUUUAUAUUCCGAAUAAAGAACUAUUAACUAAAUAAUCAAGUAAAUUAAGAUUCCAAACAAUUUUUUUUUAUCAUGGACCAUUGGCCAAAAGAUGUCGGAAUACGCGCUAUUCAUUUCGUCAUACCGUCGUUGUACGUCGAUCAAACUGAGUUGGAACAAUACGACCAAGUGUCCGAAGGAAAAUACACUAUUGGUUUGGGCCAAAAGCAAAUGGGGUUCUGCACAGACCUCGAAGACGUGAACUCGCUGUGCCUGACUGCAGUCAGUCAGCUUGUCGAAAACAACGGCAUUAACUACGCGGACAUAGGUCGUCUGGAAGUAGGCACUGAGACCAUAAUCGAUAAGUCAAAAAGUGUGAAAACGGUUUUGAUGAAGCUGUUUGAGCCAAGUGGUAAUUUUCACGUCGAGGGUAUCGACACGACAAACGCCUGUUAUGGUGGAACGGCGGCCUUGUUCAAUGCUCUAUCGUGGAUGGAAUCAAGCGCGUGGGACGGUAGGCUGGCCGUUGUAGUCGCGGCCGACAUCGCGAUCUACGCCAAGGGCAAUGCGCGUCCGACAGGAGGUGCUGGCGCCGUCGCGAUGCUGAUCGGCCCCAACGCUUCAUUAGUGAUCGAGAGGGGCCUGAGGGGCACGUACAUGAACCACGCGUACGAUUUCUUCAAGCCUGACCUGACGUCCGAAUACCCUGUAGUGGACGGUAAACUGUCCAUUGAGUGUUACUUGAACGCCCUGGAUCAAUGCUACAAGUCCUAUCUGAGCAAGUGCGGUGAUGGCGCCAACGUCGAUUUGAAUAAGUUCGAUUCAUUCGUGUUCCACUCGCCGUACUGCAAACUGGUGCAGAAGUCCCUGGCCCGGUUGUACCUGAACGAUUUCGUGAACAGUGGCACCAAGGAUGAGAACUACCCGGGGCUGGACCGAUAUAAGAACGUGCACCUACCGUCCACAUUUUUCGAUCGGGAUAUCGAGAAGACAUUUAUGGAGCGUAGCAAGACCAUUUACGAGAACAAGACAAAGCCGUCGCUGUUGCUGGCGUCACGUGUCGGCAACAUGUACACAGCGUCAGUGUACAGCGGACUGGUCUCAUACCUGGUAUCGUUGCCGCCGAAAGAUUUAACCGGCAAGAAAAUCGGCGUGUUUUCCUACGGGUCUGGUUUGGCAUCGUCCAUGUACUCGAUCAGGGUUGUGGACAAUGAUUUGUCGAGUCUGAUCGGAAACCUGAAGAAGGGAAUCGACCGUCUAGAGGAGCGGAUACGUCUCACGCCUGAACAAUUUACGGAAGUGUUGGAAGUCCGGCAGAAGUCUUUGCAUCGAGCACCGUACGUACCAGUCAGCGACAAGAACCAGCUGUUCCCUGGCACGUGGUACCUGUCUAGUAUCGACGAAAUGCACCGACGGUAUUACGAAAGAAAAGAAUAGGUCGUCAUAAAACAUUUAUAUAUAAUAGAAUACGUAUUUAUAUUCCCCCAAUGAAAAAGUAUUAUUUAUCAGUGGCCGAUAAAUAUGUAAAUCGUGUUUACAGAGAAUACCCUGUACAUCAAGCAAAUAAUGAUUAGUGUUGGUACUUUUUAAGAUGCAUAGUUAAUUUUAAGCAAAAAUCUUUGUACUUGUUUAGUUAUAGUAUUGGUUUAUAUAUUUUUUUAUAUACAUAAUAUGCAUGUAUAUACCUAUUAUAUAUAGAGUUAUGUAUUUAUUUUGCAUUAACAUGGUAUUUUUCAUUAAUAUUAUUAUACUAUUGGUGUGUGGGUUUUAUUGACAAUAAUUAUAAUAAUAUUAAGUCGUUAUUAAAGUGGUGCUGCAGAUAAUUAAUUUUUUUUUAAAACUAUGAACAUGACAAAUUUCAUAUUGUAAUUUUAUAAUCAUGCCUAAUUUAAUAGAUUAUCCACUGCUGGUUUUAAAAAUCAAAUGCAUUUAUACAUUUUCUUCAAAAUGUUAAAUAAAUAUAUUUUAGUGCGCAGACAUUUUGAUUUUAAAGUUGUAUUAAUCACGGUUUUCUUACCUUUAUAAUUCCAUAAAAAAAUAAUAAAUAUGAUUUUUAAAUUAA